AUGUCAAAAGUUGAUCGCCAUAUUAGACGUCUUGACGACGGUCUUCGCAAGCUUGAAGGUGAACAAAUGAUGGCAGGUCCAGGUAGAACAAAUGACAACAAUUCCAAUACGGCAACCAACAACAAUAUACAUCAUCACGCUCGCGAAGAAUCAUCGUCACCAUCAACAACAAGAAAAGGCUGA
This is a messenger RNA of Entrophospora candida, 183 nucleotides long. NCBI's taxonomy places the organism in Eukaryota, Fungi, Glomeromycota, Glomeromycetes, Entrophosporales, Entrophosporaceae. The record is from the annotation of a GenBank genome assembly.